Molecule: messenger RNA, 713 nt
Organism: Adineta steineri
Lineage: Eukaryota; Metazoa; Rotifera; Eurotatoria; Adinetida; Adinetidae
Source: the annotation of a GenBank genome assembly
AUGUCUCUAUGGGUACAACGAACGUCGACAGGUGGUGGAACUCUUGUUCAUUAUUCAACACAAACAAAUGGACAAGGAUGGUGUACUGUCCCAAUUGGACUUUCAUCUGCUGGUAAUAUAAUUGCUACUGUUUGGACGCCAGACAAUCAGGUAACAGGUCCUGUUCUACCGGCCAACACGUGGGCGUAUAUUGCCACUACCUAUUCACAAAUACAUGGGCUUACAUUGUAUGUUAAUGGAGUAUCUGUUGGUAGUACAGCUGCACAGAACAAUGCUGCACCAAGUGCAGUGGUUACUCUGACAUUGGGUAACUCACUAAGUGGUGGUGAAUGCAAUUCACAGUCAAUUGCAACAGGCACAUUUUCUGGCUAUUUAGAUGAGUUUCGUGUCUACUCACGUGAACUUGGUGCCACAGAGGUCUAUGCACUCAGUAAAGAUAAAACCUGCAGUGACGGAAUUAUGAAUGGCGAUGAAACGGACAUCGAUUGUGGAGGUUCAUGUCCAGUAUGCAAUGUAUACCAGGUGUGUAAAGUCGAUUUGGAUUGUAUCACUUGCAAUAAUAGUAUUGCGUGCUUGAACGGCUUUUGUGAACGUAAGUAUUCCUGUAUAUAGUGAGGUGCGGCAGAUUAGUUUUGUUCAGAUGAAUAUGCAUCUUCUUGAGUUGGCGUGUCCUUGGCGUUCUACGAUUUCUGGUAUGUUUGAAGAGUAUCGUU